AUGUCUUGCCGACUGGAGAGUGCAGCUUCCAUCAGGUUCAAACUGAGCAGUGACCUCUUGGUAUUUCCUCAUGGAGGUUUGCAGAUGCCCUCUCCAGAGUACAUAGUUGAUGUAGAGUCUAUGGACAUUUUCCCCGUUGGCUGGUGUGAAGCGAAUGCUUAUAACCUGACUCCACCACACAAAGCUGUUCUGCGAAGGAAGAGAAGAAUUGCAGUUGUGCAACCAGAAAAGCAGUUACCAUCCACAGUGCCUGUUGAGAAAAUACCUCAUGACCUCUGCCCAGUUCCUCAGCCAGACACAACAGGCACCAUCAAUGGGAGAUACUGCUGCCCCCAGCUCUACAUCAACCACCGCUGCUUCUCAGGUCCAUAUUUAAACAAAGGCAGAAUAGCAGAGCUACCUCAGUCUGUCGGGCCUGGCAAGUGUGUGCUGGUCCUCAAAGAGGUUCUCAGUAUGGUGAUCAAUGCAGCUUACAAGCCAGGGAGUGUUUUACGAGAACUGCAGCUAGUGGAAGACCCUCAGUGGAAUUUCCAAGAGGAAACACUCAAAGCAAAAUACAGAGGGAAGACAUACAGGGCAACUGUUAAGAUUGUGCGAACGUCGGAUCAGGUAGCAGAUUUCUGCAGGAGAGUCUGUGCGAAGCUGGAAUGCUGCCCCAACUUGUUCAGUCCUGUUCUGGUGGCCGAAGUCUGCCCAGAAAACUGCUCCAUUCAUACUAAAACCAAGUACACUUAUUAUUAUGGGAAGAGGAAAAAAAUCAUUAAGCCACCAAUUGGGGAAAAUAACAACAUGAAAAGUGGACAUGUCAAGCCAGCCAGGCGCAGGAAAAGGCGGAAAUCCAUCUUUGUGCAGAAGAAAAGGAGGGUGUCCGCUGUCGAUUCAAAUGCUGCAGGCUCUGCAGAGGAGAGUGAAGAUGAGGAGCCAGAUGUGAUGGAGGACGAGACGGGAAGUGAGGAAACCAGCUCAGAGCUCCGGGAUGACCAGACGGAUACCUCCUCUGCUGAGGUCCCCUCCACCAGACCCCGGCGAGCGGUCACCUUGCGGAGCAGCAUGGAGUCAGACAAACCUCCUCCCACGGAGAGAGCCAGACGGAGCCGGAGACCACAGCCCCACUCCUACAGCGAGGCAGAGAAAUGCACGCAAGUCAAAGAAGAAAUUAAGCAAGAAGAGGAAGAAAAGCUCAUCCUGGACAGUAAUCCAUUGGAGUGGACUGUGACUGAUGUCGUGAGGUUUAUUAAACUGACUGACUGUGCACCCCUUGCCAAAAUAUUUCAGGAGCAGGACAUCGAUGGCCAAGCCCUUCUGUUGCUGACACUGCCCACGGUGCAAGAAUGCAUGGAACUGAAGCUUGGUCCAGCCAUCAAACUGUGUCACCAGAUCGAGCGAGUAAAAGUUGCUUUCUAUGCACAAUACGCCAACUGA
Molecule: messenger RNA, 1422 nt
Organism: Pterocles gutturalis (yellow-throated sandgrouse)
Lineage: Eukaryota; Metazoa; Chordata; Aves; Pterocliformes; Pteroclidae
Product: scm-like with four MBT domains protein 2
Exons: 11
Coding region: 1-1422 (473 amino acids)
Biological process (GO): regulation of DNA-templated transcription
Cellular component (GO): nucleus
Molecular function (GO): transcription corepressor activity; histone binding
Source: RefSeq, a predicted model, not a curated record